AUGUGGAGCCGGCUUGUCCUCCAGUUCCCACCGCCCGCAGCCUCUACCGCCCGCAGCCUCCACUACCCGCUGCCUCGCUGGCAGCCCCGCAUCUACGCGGAGCACAGCGCUUUGGGGCGGGGCCGACUCGCAGCACCCGAAACUCGGAAAACAGACACCGAAAGUCUAGAAGUGGUUCAAAGCUUGAUAGCCCCACGGGAAGGUCUCAUUAAAACUAGAAAACUGAAUGAGGCAGAGGCCCAAGUUAAGCGCCGUGAUGUGUACAAGACCGUCGUGACAACGCAGUACGAGGCCAUACAAGCCAUGACCGAACUGGCUGUGGUCAACUGUCAAAUAUACGGGAGAAACGCGCUGAACCUCAAGGGUUUUUUUAUCCUGAACUGUCCAGACUUAACACCUUUGGCUUUGCAGCUGAUAUAUCUUAACUUAUCAUUUAAUGACAUCAGUUCCUUUCCUACAGAGAUAUUCUGUCUGAAGUAUUUACAAAUACUGAUCCUGAGGAACAACCCCAUCAAAGCAAUCCCUUCGGAAAUCCAGCAGCUUCGGUUCCUCAGAGUUCUCAACAUCGCCUUUAAUUUGAUUUUGACUCUUCCGCCUGGGUUAUUUUACUUGCCCUAUCUUGAGGAACUUAAUGUUUCCUACAAUAGUAUUGCUGUUAUUCCGAAUGAAAUCCAGCUACUCAGGUCACUCAGACUGCUGGUGGUCGACGGGAAUGACCUGACGUCUUUUCCGCCUGGGAUUUUGAGGCUGAACCUGAAAAAAAUCCGAUUUGAUAAUAACUUCACUCAUCCUUACCUCUGGAAAGAGAACUCUCUGAACAGUCCACAGCGCCUCACUGAAGCUGCUUCGCUGUUCUUUCUGAAAAAUAAUCUGCACAAAUACUACGAUGCCAUCCCGGCGAAAAUUCAAGUGUUACUGAAGUGCGUGUCCAAGUGCGAGUGGUGCCAAGGCCCCAGGUUCGGGGAAGGGUACCGCGUCAUCCAGUCCUGCAACGUCUUCGGCGCCGCCCGCCUGCCCGUGAUGUUCCGCGUCUGCUCCUCGUCCUGCUACCGGGCAGUGAAUGAGCGGAGUUUGUUCUAG
Molecule: messenger RNA, 1080 nt
Organism: Phyllostomus hastatus (greater spear-nosed bat)
Lineage: Eukaryota; Metazoa; Chordata; Mammalia; Chiroptera; Phyllostomidae
Gene: LRRC63
Product: leucine rich repeat containing 63
Exons: 8
Coding region: 1-1080 (359 amino acids)
Molecular function (GO): protein binding
Source: RefSeq, a predicted model, not a curated record